This is a messenger RNA of Cannabis sativa, 1996 nucleotides long. Its product is annotated as protein EMSY-LIKE 3. Bases 306 to 1601 code for a protein of 431 amino acids. The record is from RefSeq and is a predicted model, not a curated record. Lineage: Eukaryota; Viridiplantae; Streptophyta; Magnoliopsida; Rosales; Cannabaceae. Gene Ontology annotation, cellular component: nucleus. The transcript is spliced from 10 exons. Gene Ontology annotation, biological process: defense response to fungus.
UAUUUUGAAAAAAGAAAAAAAAAAUAAAGAAUUUGCCCCAAUACAGUGUGAAUAUCCAGCAGUGAUCGUCUCCCUCCGACCGCCACUCACACGCUACUCCGUUUGAUAUUUUCUUUCUCUCUAAUUGGUUCUCACUGUUAAACGACAAAGUUGUCUCCACAUACGACGUCGUUUCAAUCUUCUCUUGGGAUUUUCUCGCCCACAUAAUUGGAGUUCAACACUCUCUGAGCAGUUCGAUUUGCCUCCCCAAACUAGGGUUUUUACUUCAACCACUGUUUAGUUCUUCUAUACAGUUCGAGCUGGCUAUGGACUACGAGCCCUACGAUAGCAGUGGAACUGAUGAUGAUCUUCCUCCAUCACAUCAAAACAGAAUCCCUAGAGCAGGUCGUGUUGCAGGGAAUGGAAGAUCUGCUAUGGGCUCUCUUCCAUACUCUAGGAUGUAUGGUGAAACUGACAUGGAGGCUCAGAUUCACCAGCUUGAGCAAGAAGCAUACAGUUCGGUUCUAAGAGCCUUUAAAGCUCAAGCUGAUCUCAUUACUUGGGAAAAAGAAAGUUUAAUAACUGAGCUAAGAAAAGAGUUGAGAUUAUCUAAUGAGGAACACAGAGAGCUUUUAGGACGAGUUAAUGCAGAUGACAUCAUAAAGAGAAUAAGGGAGUGGAGACAGGCAGGUGGAGCUCAAGCUGGUAUGCCCAGUACAAGUCAAGCAGCUCAUGAUCCAAUACCUAGCCCCACAGUCUCUGCAUCUCGCAAGAAGCCAAAAGUCUCUCAGUCAGUAGCCUCCCAAUCCUUUGGGGGGCCAUCUCCAUCAUUUCACCCACAGGCAGCUGGAUCCCACCAACCAUCUUCAUCCACUGCAAAACGAGGAUCUGUUCCAGGAGCCAAGGGAAAGAAACAGAAACCUGGAUUGCCUGGUGGUUCAUCAAUGAAGCAAUACCCUUCUUCUGGUCCGACUGGAAGGGGUCAAGUUGUUAAUAGAGUUGCUUCUGGUAACAUUGCAAGUGAACAUGCUGAAGGGGCGGCAAUAGAUUCAUUAAUAGGGAAGAAAGUGAGAACAAGGUGGCCUGAUGAUAACAACUUUUAUGAAGCUGUUAUAACUGACUUUAAUGCUGCCGAGGGAAGGCAUGCUUUAGUUUAUGAUAUGGGUUCUAAUAAUGAGACAUGGGAGUGGGUUGAUCUGUCAGAGAUAUCCCCUGGAGAUAUUCAAUGGGUAGAUGAGGAGGUCUCUCAUCGCGGGGGCUAUGGUGGACCUGGUCAUGGGAUCAAUAGACCAAUAGGAGGUCGUGAUACUGUUCCAGGUGCUGGAAGAGGUAGAGGUGCUACAAAAGGUCAAACAAGAAAAGACUUUUUGCCAUCACAAAAUGGCAUUGGAAAGAAAAUGCCAGAUGAGAUCAAAAUACUCAACACGGAUAGUUUAAUUAAGGAAGUGGAGAGGGUCUUUGGUUCAAAUCAUCCGGAUCCACUUGAAGUUGAGAAAGCAAAGAAAGUUCUGAAGGACCAUGAACGAGCUCUUAUUGAUGCAAUUGGAAAGAUUACGGAUAUCUCCGAUGGUGAAAGUGAUGAAGGUGGACACCAGUUCUUGCAUGGACAAUCCACGGACUGACAAUCAUGUAUUUUGGUUAGUUGGAAGGAACAAAAAAGGGGAAAUAAAAAAAAAUAGUUGGUUGAUUUAAGAUGAAGUUGUGCAAUAAGAGAUGGCCAGCUUGAUAAUGAUGCUGUGGGGGAACAAAUUCAAUUGAUAAUCAGUCCUCUUUUGUAAAAUCAGUCCUUUUUCUUAUAUAUAUAAAUUUUAUUUAGUGUAUUUUUUAAUUCCCCAACACGGGUAAUUAGCAUGGGUUUUGGGCAUUUAGGAUAUAGAUUUUUUAGGCUAAGAAUUCAUAAUAGUUUCUUGACGGUGAUAAAUUUAAGCAUAGGAAAGUCUGAUGCUUUAUGUAACAAAUCUGAUUUAGAUAAACUUGUCAUGUAUAAUAUUUGCUAUUAUUGCUCUCUUUUUAAUAA